AUGAGGUGGAAUGUGUAUGCCAUAUAUGAGCUCCAAGAUGAGUGUGAUUCUCGGGGUUCCUUAAUUUUAAAGAAAUACAUAGAAUAUCGAAAAUUGGCUAAGUUGACAUCCGAAAUUAACACUUACAAGAGAAACUUACUUUCUGUUAGAGACCAAGGAUCUGACCCAAGAGAGAUCAAAUUGUAUUUGGAAGAGAUUUUGCAACUGACACGGUUGGGUGAGGACUACACUGAUUAUAUGGUGUCCAAGAUAAGAGGUUUGAGGUCAGUUGAUCCAGAAUUACUUCCCCAAGCAACCAGAGUUUUUAGGAGUGAAAAUUUCAGUCAAGUUGUUCAGGACAUUACGGGUUAUUAUGUGAUUUUGGAGGGGUUCUUCUUGGUGGAAAAUGUGAGGAAGGCUAUUAGCAUUGAUGAGCAUGUACUUGAUAGCCUCACAAUGUCCAUGGUGGAUGAUGUGUUCUAUGUUCUACAGAGUUGCUGUAGGAAAUCGAUAUCCACUUUUAAUAUUAACUCAGUGAUUGCGAUACUGAGCAGUGUU
Molecule: messenger RNA, 537 nt
Organism: Ilex paraguariensis (yerba mate)
Lineage: Eukaryota; Viridiplantae; Streptophyta; Magnoliopsida; Aquifoliales; Aquifoliaceae
Source: the annotation of a GenBank genome assembly